Messenger RNA from Stereum hirsutum FP-91666 SS1, 923 nucleotides. RefSeq lists its product as uncharacterized. The transcript is spliced from 3 exons. NCBI's taxonomy places the organism in Eukaryota, Fungi, Basidiomycota, Agaricomycetes, Russulales, Stereaceae. The coding region runs from base 45 to 923 and encodes 292 amino acids. The record is from RefSeq and is a predicted model, not a curated record. Gene Ontology annotation, cellular component: prospore membrane; ascospore wall; lipid droplet.
CCACCCAUAACAGUGCUUUCAAAAGUCUACGAGUAUCCUAUACGAUGGUCGAUGUCAAACAGAGCGUACAGGCCGAGGUGAACCGCGUUAAGUACAUAUCGACAGACGCGGCACGUUCAGGGGCCUACCUAUAUCCGUUGAAGGGAAUACUUUACUUUUUUACGCACCGUGACCUUUGGAAACCCCUACUAUCGAAACUCCUCCCCACCCUUGCGCUCGCGAUUGGUGUCAUCAUUUUCAUGUUCACCUUCACCUACUUUCCGCAAGCAGCAAUACUCGCUAUAGUCAAUGGCCCGCUCGCCAUCUUGACCACGGUACUCCUCGUACUUAGCGAGAGCAGCACGAUCAUCAAUAUACUCAGCAAGACGUUCAUUCUCCAAGAUGCUCUCGUGGAUACUUUCGAUGGCACUCUUCUCUCUCAAAACGACACAAAACUUCUCUCUUCCGGCCGUCAAAUCAAGCCCGGCAGCGACGCCAUCUCAAAACUCGGAAAACUCAUAAAAUCGCCCAUCCAGCGUUUCUCUCCCGAUCGCCUCAUCACAUACCUUCUCUAUCUCCCCCUAAACUUCAUCCCUGUAGUCGGCACCGUCAUCUUCAUUUUACUUCAAGGGAAGAAGGCCGGCCCGGCCUCCCAUGCACGGUACUUCCAACUCAAAGGGUUCUCAAAAACGCAAAAGGAGGAGUUCGUCGCAGAGAAGACAGGCCCGUACACGGCGUUCGGGACGGCGGCAACAUUGUUGGAGUUGGUUCCUGUUGUGGGGAUCGCGUUUACAUUUACGAACACGGUGGGAGCAGCGUUGUGGGCGGCGGAUUUGGAGAGAGGAGUCCAGGAUCCGAGGGCUGAGGGGAGUGCCGGUGGCAGUCAGAGUGAGAUUUCUACUGGGUUGAGGGAGAGGGUCAGGAAGGCUGAUGGAGAGUACUAG